This is a messenger RNA of Saprolegnia parasitica CBS 223.65, 13646 nucleotides long. RefSeq lists its product as hypothetical. The record is from RefSeq and is a predicted model, not a curated record. Gene Ontology annotation, biological process: microtubule-based movement. Bases 26 to 13612 code for a protein of 4528 amino acids. The transcript has 3 exons. Gene Ontology annotation, molecular function: dynein light intermediate chain binding; ATP binding; dynein intermediate chain binding. NCBI's taxonomy places the organism in Eukaryota, Oomycota, Saprolegniomycetes, Saprolegniales, Saprolegniaceae. Gene Ontology annotation, cellular component: dynein complex.
GCGUCGAAGAGGACGAAGGGGAAGCAUGGAAGGGGACGCGGUCGAGAGCGUCGCCAUCGAGCAUGAGAUGGAGACGGCCUUCCUCGCGCAGCUUGUCCUGGACAUCAGCACAUCCUUCUUCCAGAUCGGGAAGCACAUGAGCCUCCGGGGCGACGACGGCGCCUACAACGAGGCCGUCGCCGACGACUUUGGGCUGGACACGGAGACGCUGCGCCACUUCAUCACGGACCCGGCGAUCCGCGUGCUCCGCGUGCUCUGCCGGGACAGCGGCGACGGCGUCAAGCUCUCGCUCGAGACGGGCGAGAAGGAGAAGCCCAAGGCCAAGCGCCAGAAGGUCCCCACGUUUUGCCUCAUCAAGACGCUCAAGACGCGCGACAAGCUCACGCGCGACGGGUCUGUGAACUCGCAGCUGCAGCUCGUGACGCUGGGCACCGAGGACAUUGGCACGCUCGUGACCUUUGUGCAGCACUCGUUCGCGCCGCUCUUGCAAGCCCACGAAGGCCAAGAAGACGACGGCGGCCAGAGCCAGAGCAAGCGCAUGCCGCUCAUUCGGAAGCGCCUCAAGGAGCUCGAGGUCGCGAUGGUUCAGUUCCAGAACAAUGUCGAGAUCCCCGACGUCGACUUGAAGAUCCACCCGGACAUUCAACUCGCCGCCGACAAGCUCCGCGACUCCAAGCAGAUGGGCAGCAUUGACGUCGACGCGCUCGGGUUCUCGGAUCGGCUCAACGACACGGCGUUCCUCAACGACAUUCAAGCAGGCGUCAACCUCUGGAUCAAGGAAAUCCAAAAGGUCACGAGCCUCGUCAACGAACCCGUGGGUGGCUCGGCGACGCAAGAGAUCAACUUUUGGAGUGACUUGCACCGCGCGCUGCUCGCGACGCAGAAGAAGCUUACGUCGCCCGAGGUGGAGAUCACGCUUGCGAUCUUGAAGCAGGCGAAGCGGUACCUCGUCACGGUGACGUUCGCGGCCGACCACGGCCUUGGACCUGCGCUCAAGACGGUCUCGAGCGUCAUGAACCUGAUGAAGGAUUUUUCGCUCAACGCGAUCCUCUCGGCCACCGACAUCCCACAGACCACGAGUGGCAUCAACACGGUGUUUUUGCAGCUCAAGAAGGUGCGCCUUGCGGACGAGUACAAGCUCUCGCGCGUGCUCUCGCUCGUCGAGCUCGUCUCGAGCGAUCUUGCGCACCAGAUCACGACCGUUUUGCGCACGUACAACCUCAUCCAAGUGUCGUACGAGCAGUUUGACGAGGUCGCCAAGCAGUGCCACGACCUCUUCUUGACGUGGCAUCGCCAGCUGCACGCGUUCCAGGAGCUUGUCAAGGACCUCAGCAAGCGCCGGGGGACGUCGAAUUUCGACCGCGUGAGCUCGCUCGUCGAUAUGAGCUUAGAGCACCUCGCGAUUGAAGAGCGCAUGAAAGAGCUUCAUGAGUUCCGCGAGCAGCACGAAAAGCUCCGCGUCGUCAUCCAACGUGUGCUCUCGAAAACGACGGACGGCUCGGAGGACAUGCUCACGGACAUCAACGCGGCGUAUGCGCAAUUCAGCGCUCUUGAUGCCUUCGAUGUCUCGGUCGACGGGUCGGAGACAUGGAAGCAAGCGCGCAAGACGUACGAAGUGUGCAUCGACCGCAUCGAGGGAAGCAUCAUCGCGUCGCUCACGAACCGCCUCAACUCGACGUCGACAGCCGAUGAGAUGUUUCGCGUCUUCUCCAAGUACAACCCGCUCUUCUUCCGGCCGCGUAUCCGCAGCGCCGUGCAGCAGUUCCAAAUGCGCUUGAUUGAAAACGUCAAGGAAGACGUGACGGAGCUCCAGGUCAAGUUCCGUGCCCAUUACUCGUACUCGGAGGCGUCGCGCAUGAGCAAGUUGCGCGACAUCCCGCCGAUUGCGGGCGCCGUCAUGUGGUCCAAGCAGAUUGAGCGCAAGCUGCACAUGCUUCUGAGUCGCGUCGAGAGCGUGCUCGGGAAGGGUUGGGAACAGCACGUGGAGGGCAAGGCGCUCAAGCAGGUCGCGGACGCGUUCCUCUCCAAGCUCGACGCGCAGGCCAUCUUUGAUCACUGGGUGACCGAGCUCGUGAGCGUCCCGACGUUUGACGUGCGCAACAUCAUCCUCAACAUCGUCGCCAAGCCGUCGUCGGCUGGUGAGGACGGCAUUGAGCGCGAAGUGUGCGUCGCGUUCAACCACCAGAUCGUGACGCUUUUCAAGGAGGUGCGCAACCUCGAGUGGCUCGGGUACCGCGUGCCGUUCACACUCAAGAUGAUCGCCGAAGACGCCAAGGACAAGUACCCGCAUGCCAUGUCGCUGGACGCGAGCUUGAAGACGUACAGCAAUGUGUGCAAGCGCAUCAAGCCAGGCUUCGAGACGCUGAGCGCCUCGUACGUCCGCGAAGUGCGCACGACGAUCGCCAAGACGUUUACGAAGGACAAUGAGAUUCGGUGGCACGCCGACCACCUCGGCGACUACGCCCUGGACUUGGCCGCCAAGGUCGAGACGCUCAGCGACAAGGUUGACGAGCUCUGGCGCAAGCAGACCGACAUUGAGGCGUGUGUGAACGCGCUCUCGACGGCCGACGAAGCCACGUUUGGGGACUCGCUACGUGACAUUCAAAAGAUCGUCGACGAGCUCAACCUCGCAGGCUACAACAACCUCCAUGUGUACGUCAAGCAGCUCAACACGCGAAUCGGCAACGUGCUGUGCGGCCGCUUGGAGUCGGCGCUGCAGCAGUGGGUGCACGCGUUUACGACCGAGGCGCCGAGCGCGCUCGUGUCCGAGAAGGUCCACCAAGUGCUUUUGAAGAACCAGAUUCUCGUGCUCGAACCGUCGGUGGCGCAGGCCAAGGCCAUGUGGUUGCAAGAGCUCGAGACGAUCGUGUCGGGCAUCUGCCACCUGGAUAAGAUCCAGAGCUCGACGUACGACGCGUUCCAGCCGCUCGUCUCGAACGCAUCUCCGAGCCGGCGCCGCGCAAAACGCAAGGAGAACUCGUUCCAAGACGUGCUCAAGAUGCUUCCGCCGGGCCUGCUCCUCUCUUCGUACGACGUUUUGCACACGUGCCUGCAUGCGAUGGAGCAGUAUGUGCUCACGUGGCUGCAGUACCAAGCGCUCUGGGACAUGGAGGCGAGCCGCGUGAUUGGCAAGAUUGGCACCGACAUUGGCCAGUGGCAGCAGCUUCUCGUUGAGAUCAAGGACGAGCGCUCCAAGUUUGACACGGUCCAGGCCCAAGUCAACGUCAAGUACGACGCGUGGCACACGGAGUUCUUGUCCCACUUUGCAGAGAUGCUCUCGUCGCAAGUUGCGUCCUUUUACACGGAGAUCUCGGCCAAGCGGUCGCUUCUCGAGAUGCACACGCUCGAAGCGGCGACGUCGCAGGUCGUCGCGACGGUCACUAUGAUCCAGGAGCUCCGCAUGGCCAAGCCCGAGUGGGAGCUCUUGAUUGAAGGCUUUCUUGCAGGCGAAAAGGUGCUCAAGCGCCAGCGCUUCAAGUUCCCGCCGUCGUGGCCCGAGCUCGCCAACGUCGAGGGUGAGUGGGCGGCGUUCCUCCAGCUGCUUCAGCGCAAGACGGACGCGAUGGAAAGCCAGCUGCCGCAGCUCCAAGCCAAGAUUAUGGAUGAGCACAACGUCUUGACCAAGAAGAUCGAGGCGACCGUGACCGAGUGGGACGCGACCAAGCCACUCCAGGGCGCCCAGCUUCCCCAAGCAGCGUUGGACUUGAUCCAGCUCUUUGACACCAAGCUGACGCUGCUUGCGCAGGAUACCAAGAAAAUGGAGGCGGCGCGAAAGGCGCUCAACCUUGUCUCGCGCGGCAACGUCUCGUCAAGCGACGCCGACUUGCUCGAACGUACGAUGGAAGAGCUCGGGGGUCUGCGCGAAGUGUGGUCGUCGCUGGCGGCGACGUGGUCGCGCAUGGAAGAGCUCAAGGAGUCGCCGUGGUCGGCGGUGCAGCCGCGCAAGCUCCGAAAGCAGCUUGACGAGCUUCUCGACGGUCUCAAGGCGCUGCCCGCACGCGUCCAGCAGUACGAAGCGUUCGACUAUUUUUUCCAGGCGAUGCAGUCGUACAAGAGCACGAACAGUCUCCUGACGGACCUCAAGUCGGACGCGAUCCGCGACCGGCACUGGAAGCAGAUUUUGCGCCUCCUCAACAUCAAGUCGUCCUUCUCGGAGCUGAGUUUGCGGAGCUUGUGGGACGCCAAACUCGCGGCGCACGACAACACGCUCAAGAGCAUUAUCCGCACGGCGCAAGGCGAGAUGGCGCUCGACGAGUUCCUGCGCCAAGUUGCCGAGCACUGGACGACGUAUGCGCUGGAUCUGGUCAACUACCAGAACCGGUGCCGCAUCAUCAAGGGCUGGGACGACAUGUUCUCCAAGCUCGACGAGCACCUCAACAGUCUCCAGAGCAUGAAGCAGAGCCCGUACUACCGCGUCUUUGCCGAGUCGGCCGAGAACUGGGAAGAGAAGCUCACGCGCGUUCGGUCCAUCUUUGACUUUUGGAUUGACGUCCAGCGCCGGUGGGUGUACCUCGAGGGCAUCUUCUUUGGCUCGGCGGACAUCAAGCAGCAGCUGCCAAAGGAGUACGCGCGGUUCCAAUCCGUUGACAACGAGUUUGUGUCGACAAUGAAGCGCGUGACGCACAAGCCGCUCAUUCUCGAGGUCUCGAGCAUCCCCAACUUGCUCCACACGCUCGAGCGCCAGCAAGACAUGAUGGGCAGCAUCCAGCGCGCGCUCGGCGAGUAUCUCGAGCGCCAGCGCGCGGCGUUUCCCCGCUUCUACUUUGUCGGUGACGAAGACUUGCUCGAAAUGAUUGGCAACAGCAAGGAGCCCAAGCAGAUCCAGCGCCAUCUCAACAAGAUGUUUGCCGGUGUCGCGGCUCUUGAGAUGAACGACGCGGGUGCGAUCAUUGGUCUUGUUUCCAAGGAGGGCGAGGUCGUCCGCCUCAAAACGCCUGUGCUCCCGAGCGAGGACACGCGCAUCAAUGUCUGGCUCGCCAACGUCGAGAAGCAAAUGCGAUCGACACUGGCGUCGCUGCUCGAAGAGGCGCUCGCGACGACCGGCGACUACCUCGCUUGGGUGCAGUGGACGGAGCAGAUCGAGGCUGUUCUUCGGAGCCGCAGCAACGACUUUAGCGCGGUUGUCACGGCCGUCGAAGGGCUACUGCAGCUCCUCAGUGAGCGCGUUCUCUCAGAUCUUGCACAAGACGUCCGGAAGAAGUACGAGCAGCUCAUUACGGAGCUUGUGCACCAGCGCGAUGUGACGCGCCGUCUCAACAAGGCGCAGCUCACUGGCUCGGACGACUUCCGGUGGCUCUACCACAUGCGCCAUUACAUGUACCCGAACGAAGUCGACCCGCUCAAGAAGCUGCGCAUUUGCGUUGCGAACGCGUCGUUCUCGUACGGCUUCGAGUACCUUGGCGUUGGUGAACGCCUCGUGCACACGCCGCUCACGGAGCGCUGCUACCUGACGCUGACGCAAGCGCUGGACUUUGGUAUGGGUGGCAACCCGUUCGGUCCCGCCGGCACGGGUAAAACCGAGUCGGUCAAGAUGCUCGGCAUGCAACUCGGGCGCUUUGUGCUCGUCUUCAAUUGCGACGAGAACUUUGACUUUCAAGCCAUGGGCCGCAUCUUUGUCGGUCUCUGCCAAGUCGGCGCGUGGGGCUGCUUUGACGAGUUCAACCGCCUCGAGGAGCGCGUGCUCUCGGCUGUGUCGCAGCAAAUUCUGGCGAUCCAAGGCGGUCUCAUCCAGCGCAAGAAGACGGAGGCGACGUCGUCCGUCAUUGAGCUUCUCGGCAAGUCGGUUCUCUUGCACCCGGACGUUGGCAUCUUUGUGACGAUGAACCCGGGCUACGCGGGGCGCUCGAACCUCCCGGACAACUUGAAGCAGCUCUUCCGCAGUAUUGCGAUGGUUGCGCCAGACCGCGAGCUCAUUGCACAGGUGAUGCUCUUUUCGCAGGGCAUCACGACGGCCGAGUACAUGGCGGCCAAAGUCGUCCUCCUCUUCAACCUCUGCGAGGACCAGCUCUCGAAGCAGCCGCAUUAUGACUUUGGCUUGCGUGCGCUCAAGUCGGUGCUCGUUUCGGCGGGCCAGCUGAAGCGCAACUUGACGGCGACGUCGACCGCAUCGAUCGCCGACAUUGAAGCCGAAGCGCUCAUCCGGUCGGUGUGCGACACGGUCGUGCCCAAGCUCGUGGCGAGCGACGUGGCCAUUUUUGAGACGCUGCUCCAAGGUGUCUUUCCCGGCACCGACGUGCACCGCGUCAACGAGCCCGAGCUGCGCGCGCAGAUUGUCGAGAUUGCCACCUCGAAGCAUCUGGUGCCGCACGACAAGUGGGUCGAGAAGGCGCUGCAGCUCUACCAGGUGAUGCAGCUCCGCCAUGGCGUCAUGCUUGUCGGUCCCAGUGGCAUGGGCAAGACGACCGCGUGGAAGGUGCUCCUAGAAGCCAUGGAGCGCGUUGACGGCAAGAAGGGCGAGGCGUACGUCAUCGACCCAAAGGCGAUUUCGAAAGAGCAGCUCUACGGCACGCUCGACAACACGACGCUCGAAUGGUCGGACGGUGUCUUUACACACUUGCUGCGCCAAGUCCUCAACAACGUGCGUGGCGAGAGCGAGAAGCGCCACUGGAUCCUCUUUGAUGGUGAUGUGGACCCUGAGUGGGCCGAGAACCUCAACUCGGUCUUGGACGACAACCGGCUUCUGACGCUGCCAUCGGGCGAGCGCCUCGAGAUUCCGCCGAACGUCUGGAUCAUGAUGGAGACGGAGACGCUGAAGUACGCGACGCUCGCGACUGUGAGUCGCUGUGGCAUGGUGUGGUUCGCAACCGAUACGCUCGAGACGUCGCACGUUGUGGACCACUUUCUGCAGUCGAUCGCCAACGACAGCAGUCUGCGAACCACGUUUGCCAUGCAGGACGACGAGUGGGCCCACUUUACGGCAGCGCGAGGCAUCUUUUCCGAGACGUCGCGCGCGCUGUUUACGACGUCACCGCUCGUUGUUCACUGCCUCGAGUUUGCCAUGUCGCAGCCGCACAUUAUGGACGUCGACCGGCUCCGGCUGCUCAUGAGCAUGUUUUCGCUCUUGUCCAAGGGGCUCGUGCACAUUGCCGAGUACAACGAGUCGCACAGCGACUUUCCCAUGAACGAAGCGCAUGUGCAAGCGUUCACGCCCAAGUGGCUCGUCUUUAGUAUCAUCUGGGGCUUUGGUGGCUCGAUGGACAUUGCGCACCGCGUGAAAUUGGCCGAGUUUCUGAGCAGCAUCAACACGAAUGUGCCGCUGCCGACGCUCAGCACCGAGAACGCGAGUCUUCUCGACUUUGAGGUGCAGGUCAAGGACGGCGAGUGGGUGCCUUGGGUCUACUCGGUGCCGCAGCUGGAGCUCGAGAGCCACCGCGUGCUCUCGACCGACGUGGUUGUGACAACGGUCGAUACGGUGCGCCACGUCGAAGUCCUCCGCGGCUGGCUGGCGCAGCACAAGCCCCUCAUCCUCUGCGGUCCGCCGGGCUCGGGUAAGACGAUGACACUGACGUCGACGCUGAACUCGCUGCCCGAGUUUGAGCUCGCGAGUCUCAACUUUUCGUCGGGGACGACGCCGGAGCUCAUUCUCAAGACGUUUGCGCAGUACUGCGUGUACAAGAAGACGCUCCAAGGCACGAUCAUGAUGCCGCACGCGCCGGGCAAGUGGCUCGUCGUCUUUUGCGAUGAAAUCAACUUGCCGCAAGCCGACAAGUACGGCACGCAGCGCGUUGUGACGUUCCUCCGGCAGCUCGUCGAGCAAGGCGGGUUCUGGAAGGAGAAGAUCUGGGUGCACCUCGAGCGCAUUCAGUUUGUGGGCGCUUGCAACCCGCCGACGGACCCCGGUCGUGUCCCGCUCUCGUCGCGUUUUCUGCGGCACGCGCCCGUGCUCUUUGUGGACUUUCCCGCGUACAACUCGCUCAAGCAGAUUUACGGCACGUUCAACCGCGCGCUUCUGAAGCUCACGCCGAGCCUGAAAGCGUACCAGGUGCCCGUGACGGACGCGAUGGUGGAAGUGUACCACAAGAACCAGACGCGCUUCACGGCCGAGAUGCAGCCGCACUACAUUUACUCGCCGCGCGAACUCUCGCGCUGGAUGCGCGCCAUGUACGAGGCGAUCGAGCCCCUCGAGUACGAGAUCGACGUCGAGACGCUGGUCAAGCUCCUCUUCCACGAGAGUCUCCGGCUCUUUAUGGACCGCCUCGUGACGCCCGACGAGCGCGACUGGUGCUACGCGACGUCCAAGUCGGUGCUCCAGACGCACUUUCCUGGCCCCUCGCACGCGCUCGAGACGGGCGUCGGCGUCCACCACGAGCCGAUUCGGUUCAGCACGUGGCUCAGCAAGCACUACGUCCAAGCGACGACGUCGGAGCUGCGCAAGCAUAUUGAGGCGCGCCUCCGGGUGUUUUACGAAGAGGAGCUCAACGUGCCGCUCGUGGUCUUUGACUCGGUCAUCGACCACGUGUUGCGCAUCGACCGCGUGCUUCGGCAGCCGCUCGGCCACUUGCUUCUCGUCGGCGAGAGUGGCGCCGGCAAGACCGUCCUCUCUCGUUUUGUGAGCUGGAUGAACGGCAUGUCGGUGUUCCAGAUCAAGCUCACGACCAACUACACGCUGGCCAACUUUGACGACGACCUCCGCGUCGUGCUCAAGCGCUGCGGCUGCGACGGCGAGCGCAUCUGCUUCAUCUUUGACGAAAGCAACGUGCUCGACGCGGCGUUCCUCGAGCGCAUGAACGCGCUGCUCGCGUCGGGCGAAGUGCCGGGUCUUUUCGAGGACGACGAGCACACGUCGCUCAUGCACGCGUGUCGCGAGGCCAUUCGGCGCGACAAUGUCACGAUCGAGAACACGGACGACGAGCUCUUCAAGUACUUUACCAAGCAAGUGCAGCGCAACAUGCACGUGGUGUUUACGAUGAACCCGGCGGCCGGCGACUUUCAGAACCGCAGCAAGACGUCGCCCGCGCUCUUCAACCGCUGCGUCGUCGAUUGGUUUGGCACGUGGUCGGACCACGCGCUCGCCCAAGUCGCAUCCGAGUUUACGCUGCCGCUCGACUUUCAAGAGACCGACUACGUCAUGCCGGGCGAAGCGCGUGCGUUCUUGGACGCGCUGACGCCGAACUUGGCGUACACGUUCCACGAUGCGGUCGUCGGGAGUAUCGUCCAGUUCCACCACGCGGUGCUGGAGCUCAUGCACCGCCUCGCCAAGCGCCACGCCAAGGCCAACCACAUUUCACCGCGCGACUACCUCGAGUUUAUCCGGCACUUUGUGACGCUCUACGGCAAGAAGCGCGGCCAGCUCGAGGAGCAGCAGCUGCAUCUCAACGUUGGUGUCGAGAAGAUUGUGGCAACGCACAACCAAGUCGCGGAGCUUCAGGCGCAGCUCGGUGCCAAGGAGAAGGAGCUGCAGCGCAAGGACGUGGAAGCCAACGAAAAGCUGCAACUUAUGGUCGUCGAGCAGAACGAGGCGCAAAAGAAGAAGAAGGAGACGGAGAGCCUCGCGGCCGAUCUCACCAAGCAAGACGACGAGAUCCGAUCGCGAAAGGUCGUCGUCGAGCACGACCUCGCGCAGGCCGAGCCAGCGCUGCUCGAAGCACAGUCGUCGGUCAACUCGAUCCGCAAGACGCAGCUCGAUGAGAUUCGUGCGCUCGCGCGGCCGCCAAACGCCGUGCGCUUGACGCUGGAAGCCGUCGCGAUCAUGCUGGGCGAGUCGGCGCUCGACUGGGCCGACCUGCGCAAGUUUAUCCGAAAGGACGACUUUAUCGCGUCCGUGGUCAAUUUCGACUCGGAGAAGCUCACGGCCAAGCAGCGCGCGGUCAUCAACGGCAACUACCUCUCCAAGACGGACGAGUUUGACUACGAGAAGGUCAACCGUGCGUCCAAGGCGUGCGGCCCGCUCUUCAAGUGGGUCGUGUCGCAGAUCAACUACACGGAGAUUCUGCACCGCAUCCAGCCGCUCCGGAACGAAGUCCAGACGCUUGAAGACCAGAGUGCGGGUCUGCGUCAAGAGUACACGGAGGCAACCGCUAUGAUUGCGCAGCUCGAGACGCGGAUCCAGAGCUACAAGCAAGAGUAUGCAGCGCUCAUUUCCGAGGCGCAGCUCAUCUCGAGCGACAUGGCGACGGUCAAGAAGAAAGUCGAGCGCUCCGUGGCGCUGCUCGAGAACCUCUUGAGCGAGCGCGAGCGCUGGGAGGCGGGCUCCAAGGAGUUUGAGACGCAGAUGAAGACGCUGGUCGGCGACACGCUCCUUAGCGCGGGCUUUCUCACGUACCUUGGGUUCCUCGACCACCAGCAGCGCAAGCUGCUCGUCGAAGACUGGCGCGACAUUCUCGUCUCGAUGCGCGUGCCGACGACGGAAGGCCUCAGCUUUGUCGAGUACCUCUCGGCGCCGGCCGAUCGACUCUUGUGGGCCGCGUCGGAUCUGCCGUCCGACACGCUCUGUGUCGAAAAUGCGAUUGUACUCGCGCGCUUCCAUCGCUUCCCGCUCAUCAUUGAUCCGUCGGGGCAAGCCGCGAGUUUCAUGAUCAACCUCUUCAACAGCAACCCAACGACCAAGAUCUCGCAAACGUCGUUUUUGGAUGCGUCGUUUAUGAAGGUGCUCGCGAGCGCGAUCCGGUUUGGUACGGCGCUCCUUGUGCACGACGUCGAGAACAUUGACCCGAUUCUGAACCCCGUGCUCAACCGCGAGCUGUACAAGACGGGCGGCCGCGUCUUGAUCCGCCUCGCCGGCGAAGAGAUCGACUACUCGCCCGACUUUCGGCUGUUUUUGAUCACGCGGGACCCGAGUUGCCGCUUCUCCCCCGACAUUUGCUCGCGCGUGACGUUUGUCAACUUUACCGUCACACCGAGCUCGCUCGAGUCGCAGGCGCUCGCGCUGCUGCUCAAGAGCGAAGAGCCCGAGAUUGACGCGAAGCGCUCGUCGCUGCUCAAGCUACAGGGCGAGUACAACGCCAAGCUCCGGCAGCUCGAGGACGCGCUCUUGCAGCAGAUCAACAGCGUCCAGGGCAACAUUCUCGACGACGACCGCGUCAUCAACACGCUCGAGAGCAUGAAGGCCGAGGCGGCCGACAUUACGGCGCACGUGGCCGACACGCACGUGACGAUGGCCAACAUUGAGCUCGCGACCAACAAGUUCAAGCCGCUCGCGCACGCGUGCACGCAGCUCUUCUUUACGCUCGAGAACCUCGGGUCGGUACACUUUUUGUACCAGUACUCGCUCGCGUUCUUCCUCAAGAUGCUGACGAGCGUGCUCACGUCGACAUCGUCGGACCCGGACGGGCGCCUCGCCUUCUUGAGCAACGCGCUUUUCGCGCAGAUGGUGCGCCGCGUCGCCAAAGGCCUCCUCGAAGACGACAAGCUCAUGUUUGCGCUGCGCGUCGCCCAGGUGUACUUGGAGCUGCAGCACCACCAAGCAGGCGCCGACGUGCCGAGCCAGGCCGAGUGGGACGUCUUCUUCCAGCGGUUUGGCGGGGCCAAAGCUGUACCAGCGCUCACGGCGGUCGCACAUGAUGUGCGGGAUCGCGUCGGAAAGUUGCUUGGCGCUGCGUCUUUCGCGGCGAACGCGGCGCAUCUCGAGGCCAACCAAGACGAGUGGGCUUCGUUCCUUUGUCACGCGGCGCCUGAGACGGUCGUGCCGACGGGCUGGGACGUGGGCGUGACGUCACCGUACCGCGCGGCGUUCCGGACGAUGGCGCUUGUGUCCGUCUCGCGCCCGGACCGGUUCCCGUUUGCCGUCGAAGCGUUCUUGGUGGCCGUCUUUGGUGUGGACUUUCCGUGGCGCGGGCAGGUCGAGUUUGCCGACCAAGUCGCGCACGAGACGGAGGCGACGCGGGGCAUCCUCCUCUGCUCCAAGACGGGCUUUGACGCGAGCGGCCGCGUCGACGAACUCGCGGCGACGCUCCAGAAGCGGUUUGCGUCGGUCGCUAUGGGCUCGGCGGAGGGCUACGACGCGGCCGAGAAGGCGCUCAACACGGCCAUCAAGCAAGGCACGUGGCUCUUGCUGCGCAACGUGCACCUGUGCCCGUCGUGGCUGCUCACGGUCGAGAAGAAGCUCUACUCGGUGCGCGACUCGUGCCACAAGGACUUUCGCCUCUUCCUCACGUCCGAGAUUCACCCGCAGCUGCCGCUCAACCUCCUUCGGCUCUGCGACAUUUUUGUGUUUGAGCCGCCGAACGGCGUCAAGGCAAGCAUGCUCCGCACGUUCUUGGACGUGCCAUCCGAGCGCGUGAACCGCGCGCCGACCGAGCGCGGCCGGCUCUUCCUUCUCCUCUCGUGGUUCCACGCCGUGCUCCAAGAACGGUUGCGCUACGUCCCGAUCGGGUGGUCGAAAGCGUACGAGUUUAGCCAGAGCGAUUUCAAGGGCGCGUGCGACGUCAUGGACACGUGGGUCGACAGCAUUGGGCGGGGCCGCGCGCACAUCUCGCCCGACGCGAUUCCGUGGACAGCGAUCAAGGUCAUUCUCAAGGAGUCGUUGUACGGCGGCCGCGUCGACAACAAGUUCGACCAAGCCUUGCUGGAUACGCUCCUCAACACGAUCUUCUGCGCCGAGAGCUACGAAAGCACGUUUGCGCUUGUCGACGGCGUCGUCGUCUCGUCGGGCAAGACAAAAGAGCAGUUUGCCGACUGGAUCCACGCGCUGCCGAAUGCCAACUCGCCCCAGUGGCUCGGCCUCCCGAGCUCGGCCGAGAGCAUGCUCUUGACCAAUCAAGGCGCGCGUACGCUCCGACACCUCGCGCUCAUGCAAGACAGCCUCGGCAUGGACGACGGCCUCGAGACGGACGAUGUGGCCAUGACGUUUGGCAACGCUGGCGACGCCCGCCCCGCGUGGAUCCAGGCGCUCUCGCAAAGCGUCAUGACGUGGCGUGCGCUCUUGCCGUCGUCGGCCAUCACGUCGACGCAGGCCGCGUUUAGCAACCCCGUGUUUCGGUGCCUCCACCGCGAGAUCGAGGUCGCCAACGCACUCCUAGAUAGCGUGACGUCGCUCCUCUCCGACAUUGCCGCCGUGUGCACCAACACGCUCAAGCCGUCCAACGCGAUCCGCGACGCGAUGCAGGCGCUGCACAAGGGCGUGCUGCCGACCGACUGGCUCGACGCGUACGUUGUGCCAAAGGACAUUUCUCUGCUGGAGUGGCUCCACGAUUUUGCGCGCCGUCUGAGCCAGCUCCAAACGCUCUCGCAGCUGCCGAUUCAAGACGUGCUGCACGGCGGCGUCUGGCUCGGUGGCUUUUUCUCGCCCGAGGCCUUUUUGACGGCGACGCGCCAAGUGAUUGCAGCCGAGCUCCACUGCUCGCUCGACGAACUCGAUGUGGUCGUGACACUGACCAACGAGCACACUGGUGGCUUCCCCGUGCGCGGUCUGCACCUCGAAGGCAUGGAUUGGACGCCCGAGGGCGGGUUUCAAGUCACGGACGCUCUGCACUCGGCGCUGCCGUCGUGCUACUUGAGCUGGCGCCCCGUCAAGGAGAUGGACCCGACGCAGCUCCGGAAGCUCCCCGUGUACCUCAACACGCACCGGCUCGUGAUCCUCUUUGAAGUCGCGAUCCAAGUCGACCAAAAGCAGUUUGGCCAUCUCUGGACCGAGCGCGCGGUCGCCUUUACGGCGUGGCACCUCGAGCAGGCGUAGUAAAUGCCAUUCAAAAUACAUGGGACUACAUGUG